Messenger RNA from Trichogramma pretiosum, 1489 nucleotides. It is a transcript of the gene boca, whose product is annotated as LDLR chaperone boca. The transcript has 4 exons. Lineage: Eukaryota; Metazoa; Arthropoda; Insecta; Hymenoptera; Trichogrammatidae. Gene Ontology annotation, biological process: protein folding. The record is from RefSeq and is a predicted model, not a curated record. The coding region runs from base 201 to 848 and encodes 215 amino acids.
UAUUGUAACGCUGAUUGCAUAGCAAUGUCACAUUGCCUAAUCAUCGAAAGCCGGUGCGUCACGUAGGAAGUGGCACUGGCAAGUGCCAACGACAAGGUCUGCGAUUACAUUUCUAUCGAAUCCCGUGCCGACCGAGGGUUUUCUCCUGCGUUUUUACGUAGAUUUUUAGAUCUAUAACCUAUUUAUAGUACACAAAAAAAAUGGAGUUAAGGACUGCUGCAUCAAGUUGGAAAACCAUCUGGGUUUUCGCUCUUUGUGUGUUUAUAGUGUGUGCACAAGCUAACGAAAAUAAGCUGAAACAACCGAAACCGAGAGAUCGGAAAAUUGGCAAAGAUGUGCGUGAUAUGGAUGAUGUGGAUUUGGAGCAUUUGCUCGAUCAAUGGGAGCAAGAUGAGGAACCUCUUGAACCUGAUGAACUUCCAGAACACCUUAGACCACAGCAAAAUAUUGAUUUAUCAAAAUUAGAUAUGUCAAAUCCUGACAAUGUUCUAAAAGUUUCAAAGAAAGGAAAGAGUGUCAUGAUGUUUGUAGAUGUCAAUCCUGAGUUGUCAGAGAAAGAAGCCGAUGAUAUUUUGAAAAUCUGGCAAACUAGUCUUCACAAUAAUCAUAUUGUGGCAGAAAGGUAUCCGAUAGAACCUAAACGAGCUAUAUUUAUGUUCAGAGAUGGAGCUCAAGCUGUGGAUGCCAAGAAUUAUCUUUUAGAGCAACAAGAACUAUCUCAUGUUACUUUGGAAGGUCAGCAUCAUCUUGGAAGAUAUUCAACAGGGGACUUGGGACAAAAGCUUCACCGAUUUCAAUCGCCUACCAAUGAUAAAAAGGACAAAAAAAAUAAAAAAUCAGAAUUAUAAAAAUUCUGAAGAAAAUAACAAACAACAACAAUCAACAAAUAACAACAAACUAUUUAGUUAUCUUCGAAGAUACAUUUCAUUCUUCCAGUUUUGCUACGACAUUUUAUUUUGAGUGUUGGAGUUAAUAAAUGUACUUCUUGGAAUUACAAAAAUAGUUUGUUGAUUUUGAACCUUUUUUGAGGUAAACUUAAAUGUAUAUAAAAACAAAGCAUCUUCCAUGAUAUCCAGUUUCUAACAAUGAUUUUAAAAAGUUUUUAUUGAAGUCUUUGUCAUAUCUAAAUUAUUUAAUAGAACAAAGAAUAGAAAAAGUGGGACCAGAUGAUAUGCUUUUUCAGCAACCUUAACGGAUGACCCUGCAAUUCUUCGUAUUGUUCAAAAAGCAUUGUUGACUAUGUCAUUGUUAAAUAAUUUUGAUGAUUUUAAGUGUGUUCAUUAAUAUAACUUACAAAAAAAAUUGGACAAGACAAAUGGUGAACUUUAAAGAAUUUUUGUUUGAAACUUCUAUAAUAAGAAUUGUAUGUACAGUUACUGUAACUGAAGUGGAGUUGUAAAAGUGCUAUAUAUGCAACGCAUAAUUUAAUUUGUAAUUGUAUUGUAUAUUUACUAUUACGAGUAUUUUCAAUAAAUAAUUUUUUUUUCUA